Molecule: messenger RNA, 2853 nt
Organism: Nycticebus coucang (slow loris)
Lineage: Eukaryota; Metazoa; Chordata; Mammalia; Primates; Lorisidae
Product: glycine receptor subunit alpha-4
Exons: 9
Coding region: 1-1374 (457 amino acids)
Biological process (GO): nervous system process; regulation of membrane potential; signal transduction
Cellular component (GO): synapse; neuron projection; plasma membrane
Molecular function (GO): chloride channel activity; transmitter-gated monoatomic ion channel activity; glycine binding
Source: RefSeq, a predicted model, not a curated record
AUGACAACUCUUGUUCCUGCAACUCUCUCCUUCCUUUACCUCUGGACCCUGACAGGGCAGGUCCUCCUCAGGGGAGCCUUAGCAAAAGAAGAAAUCAAAUCUGGGGCCAAGGGGUCCCAGCCCAUGUCCCCCUCUGAUUUCCUAGACAAGCUUAUGGGGCGAACAUCUGGAUAUGAUGCCAGGAUUCGGCCCAAUUUUAAAGGCCCACCUGUGAAUGUGACCUGCAACAUCUUCAUCAACAGUUUUGGCUCCGUCACCGAAACCACCAUGGAUUACCGGGUGAAUGUCUUCUUGCGGCAGCAGUGGAAUGACCCACGCCUGGCAUACCGAGAAUAUCCUGAUGACUCUCUGGACCUCGAUCCCUCCAUGCUGGACUCCAUCUGGAAACCAGACCUGUUCUUUGCCAAUGAGAAAGGGGCCAACUUCCAUGAAGUGACCACAGACAACAAGUUACUGCGCAUCUUCAAGAAUGGGAAUGUGCUCUACAGCAUCAGGUUGACCCUCAUUUUGUCCUGCCCAAUGGAUCUCAAAAACUUCCCCAUGGACAUUCAGACCUGCACAAUGCAGUUGGAGAGCUUUGGCUACACCAUGAAUGACCUCGUGUUUGAGUGGCUGGAAGAUGCUCCUGCUGUCCAAGUGGCUGAGGGGCUGACUCUGCCCCAGUUUAUCCUGCGGGAUGAGAAGGAUCUAGGCUAUUGUACCAAGCACUACAACACAGGGAAAUUCACCUGCAUCGAGGUAAAGUUUCACCUCGAACGGCAGAUGGGCUACUAUUUGAUUCAGAUGUACAUUCCCAGCCUACUCAUUGUCAUCCUGUCCUGGGUCUCCUUCUGGAUCAACAUGGAUGCUGCUCCUGCCCGUGUGGGCCUGGGCAUCACCACUGUGCUUACCAUGACCACCCAGAGCUCUGGCUCCCGGGCCUCUUUGCCUAAGGUGUCCUACGUGAAGGCAAUCGACAUCUGGAUGGCGGUGUGCCUGCUGUUUGUGUUCGCUGCCCUACUGGAGUAUGCUGCUGUCAAUUUUGUCUCCCGUCAGCAUCAAGAAUUCAUACGACUUCGAAGAAGGCAGAGGCGCCAACACAUGGAGGAAGAUAUCAUCCGAGAAAGUCGCUUCUAUUUUCGGGGCUAUGGCUUGGGCCACUGCCUGCAGGCAAGAGAUGGGGCUCCAAUGGAAGGUUCUGGCAUGUAUAGCUCCCAACCUCCAGCUCCUCUUCUAAGGGAAGGAGAAACCAUGAGGAAACUCUAUGUGGACCGAGCCAAGAGAAUUGACACCAUCUCCCGGGCCGUCUUCCCUUUUACUUUCCUCAUCUUCAAUAUCUUUUACUGGGUUGUUUAUAAAGUGCUGCAGUCAGAAGAUAUCCACCAGGCAUUGUGAAUAGGGUAGAGGUGAUAGAGCAGUGGUUCUCAACCUUCCUAAUGCUGCGGCCCUUUAAUACAGUUCCUGUGGGUCACAACCCACAGGUUGAGAACCGCUGUGAUAGUCUGGCUGCUGGCUUUUUGCUUCCUCCUGGGUGGCUUUUCCCCUCCAUUAGACUCCAUUAGGGGCUUGGAAAGUUUCUUCCUGAUCUCGUAACUCAGAACUUCAACUACCAGUCCCAAAGCUAUGUGGGCCUAUACUGCAUGGUGCUAGUGGUUGCUGUAUUUACAAAGAUGGCUUAUCUACCCUAGUCUAGAUUUUCUCCAUACAUUCCCAUUUCUCACGAGACUAAGGUUUGGCUAAGUUUCUGAGGCUGGGAUGACUUUCUGCCCUCUCUGUUUUCCAAUACUCCAGCAGGGAUUAUUCAGACCACUGCUAUUAGAUUCUGGCAUUUGUCAUUUUAAUCUGUACCACUCCUCGCCCUGCCCUCUCCCACCCAGAACCUGGCCAUUACUCUGCCCUCUGUCCCUCCUACUGCAGGCUCCAAGAUGGAGUCUUUUCUAUCCACAAGUGCUGCCCUAUGUGACUCAGGUAGGUUUCCUUGCAAUAAGAAGGCAAAGUCAAAAGGUUGGAGCAAUCAUGGGAUACACUGGGCUAGGGCAUUACUUAUGACCCCACAGAGAUGUGUUCAAGUCUCCUGGGAAGCCCCAAACUGCCAGAAUUGGGGUAGAAACCUUGGACUCGCAGGAAGAUCACCCUUCCAGAUCCACCUGAACUUCCUGGUCUCAGAAAUAUGUGUUCUAUUCCUACCUAACUAGCAUGGUGACAUGGUCUGUUUGACUGCUAAGGAAUAUAAAAAGAGAGAAAAGGUUAUUCUUUGAGAAACUUAUUUGAUAAUGCCAGAAACUUUCAAGAAAAGUGAGAUUCAAGGUAGUAGGACCCAGGAGGAGUAGAAUAAAGAAAUUAUCCUCAGAGUCUUCAGUUGGUUAGACUUUCAUUUGUUUCCUUUUUUGCCAAAGUUGCUUUAUUUUUCAGGAUCCCUCCUUUCCAAUUUGCUCCUUCACCUCCCUUUCACGAGCAAAUAGUGGUGCCAUGCAACCUUGUUCAGGAUAGAGCAGGCUUCAAGAUUCCUGGUGAGGAAGUAGGCAUCCUGAACAAACAAUGACUUGACCAAUCUCAGGGUAGCAGACGUAGAAGGUAGAGAGCCAGGAGUCAGAGUCAUUCCUUCACCCUUGUCUCGCUUUCCUUCUCCUUUCACAGUGAGGUGUAGCUGUCAGUCGAAGCUACCAGAAAUGUCAGAAUAGAGAGGGUCGAUGUGGAAAGAGCCCAUUUCAGGCCUGACAUACCACUAGGACAUAAAGAUGCAUGUGUCUGGCACACUGAGUUAAAGUUACCUAACUGUGAGUAAUUGAAACAGUAGAGAUUAAAAUGUGGGGCUAACAGCUAGAAGAAAGAGGUGAUCAAAUAAUCCCUUAGAUACUUUUCCUUUUCACUGGA